AUAAAGAACAAAUUGCCUGACGAACUUCAUUUUGGCUUUCGCCUUGCAGCUGUGAGUGUCUAAUUCAGCAAAUUUUGCAAAAAAGAAAAAAUUAAACGCUAUCUAACACUAUGGAUUUCUAUUACUUACCCGGUUCCGCACCAUGCCGUUCAGUACUCUUGACUGCCAAGAAUCUCGGCAUCGAAUUGAAUAAGAAGUUAUUGAAUUUGAUGGCUGGUGAGCAUUUGACACCAGAGUUCAUUAAGAUUAAUCCGCAGCACACUAUUCCCACCUUGGUGGACGAUGGCUUCGCUUUGUGGGAAUCUCGUGCCAUUCUUGUGUACUUGGUCGAGAAAUACGGCAAGGACGAUGCCUUGUUCCCUAAGUGCCCCAAGAAGCAAGCUGUCGUUAAUCAGCGCUUAUACUUCGACAUGGGUACGCUAUACAAGUCUCUCGCCGACUACUACUACCCACAAAUUUUCGCGAAGCAACCUGCUGAUCCAGAGCUGUACAAGAAGAUUGAAGCCGCUUUCGACUUCCUGAAUACUUUCCUAGAGGGUAACAACUACGUGGCUGGCGACCAAUUGACCGUGGCAGAUUUGGCUAUUUUAGCUUCAGUAUCAACCUUCGAUGUUUUAAAAUUCGACUUCAGCAAGUAUGCCAAUGUUGCCAGAUGGUACGAAAAUGCUAAGAAAAUUCCAGGCUGGGAAGACAACUGGGAAGGUUGCUUGGAAUUCAAGAAAUUCCUGGACUAAAUGCUCCAGAAAAGCUGAUUGUCAAUGCUGUUAUUGUAUGGAAUUUACGUUUUGUGUAAAAUAUAUUUUGAGUGAUUUUUGCACAUCUGUAUGUAUGUUUGUAAUAAAUAUUUAAUUGAAAAAAAUGAA
This is a messenger RNA of Bactrocera tryoni, 863 nucleotides long. RefSeq names its product glutathione S-transferase 1-1. The transcript has 2 exons. Bases 111 to 734 code for a protein of 207 amino acids. Gene Ontology annotation, molecular function: glutathione transferase activity. The record is from RefSeq and is a predicted model, not a curated record. NCBI's taxonomy places the organism in Eukaryota, Metazoa, Arthropoda, Insecta, Diptera, Tephritidae. Gene Ontology annotation, biological process: glutathione metabolic process.